AUGUUCCUUCGGUCCAUCAUUGAUAGUUUUCCGAAAACGUGGAUCAUUCAAAAGAGAUAUCUUCCAAAGAUUAAAAUUCCUGAAUAUCUUUUAGACAGAACAGUAAAACCAGAAGAAGUUUUAAGUCGCCUUACACCUGAGGAUACAGAAAGGUUGGAAUUUUGUAUGGCAGAAUAUCAAAAUAUGCUUGAGAAAGGUGCUGAUGUUCCGAAGUCUUUAAAUAAAAGGAAUGUUCUGGACCUGUUGUGCUGCACCAGUCCUACAUCUCGAAUAAAAUUUCUAAGGUUUUUGUUCAAGUGUGAGAAGCGCGAUGAAAAUGCUCUUAUGAAAAAGUUAGAGAAGGUAACUGUUGUCUCUGACAGAACACCUGGAUCUUGUGACCGUAUUCUUCGAAUAAUUGAUGACAAAUGUUUCCGUUCACAUUGGGAUUUCUGGCAAGCUUCUGAAAUACGUUGUCCCGAUUCAGCUCAGCCUUUGUUAUUUGAUUUCUCAUAUGAAUCUGAGAUGAGAUUAGUUGAUUUAAGGUCUCUCUCGAAUCAAAUGACGUAUGUUCUGAACAGGAAUCGUAUAAUGAGACCUCAUCCAUUCCAUAUGGUGCUUUGUGGUUUAAAACAAGGAACAAAUCAGUUUGCUUACAUGGAAGAAGCUUUUGGUGUGAAUGCGAAGCUAUCAACUAUUAAAAGCUUGAACGAGCUUCCGUGGACGAUCACUCCCAAUCAUUUUUCCCAUGAAUAUCCUAUUCAUGAUUUAGAACAGCCUGUUAUACUGUUGUCGCCAAAUGCACGUCAAACAUUUGAAGCUGGUGAAUAUGACCAUAAUGCUGCUUAUGUCAUUGGGGCAAUAGUGGAUAAAGCUGUUCGGAGACCAAUUUCUUCUGCAAUAGCUCGACAGUUACGCAUAAAAUGUGUCAGUUUACCUUUGGAUCGCUAUAUAAAAUGGGGAAGUGGCAAAAGCAAAACACUAUCCAUAAACUGCAUUCAUGCGAUAAUGUGUGCAGCCAAGGAAACUAAUGGAGACUGGAAGAGAGCUCUACUUGAAAAUAUUCCUUCACGAUUUUAUGCUCUUCCAUCAAAAGAAUCUGUUGUAUAUAAAAGUACAUAA
Schistosoma mattheei is the source of this 1101-nucleotide messenger RNA. NCBI's taxonomy places the organism in Eukaryota, Metazoa, Platyhelminthes, Trematoda, Strigeidida, Schistosomatidae. The record is from the annotation of a GenBank genome assembly.